AUGAGGACCCUUCUUGUCGCCGUGACUUUCUGCUCUUUGAUUUUGAUCACCUCCCAGAUCAGUCUGCGGCCAUCGCAAUCCAUUUCCGUGAGUGGAAAGCUGAUCUGCAAAGGAAAACCUGCUGCUGGAGUUGUAAGUUGAAGCUUAUAUUCGUCUGUCGGGAAAACAAUGUGGCUUUGUUGGCCUGUCGGGAAAAUAAUGUGGAUUUACCGGCCGGUCGGGAAAAUAAUGUGGAUUUAUCGGCCUGUCGAGAAAAUAAUGUGGAUAUAUCAGACUGUCGGGAAAAUAAUAUGGCUUUACCGGCCUGUCGGGAAAAUAAUGUGGAUUUACCGGCCUGUCGGGAAAAUAAUGUGGAUUUACCGGCCUGUCGGGAAAAUAAUGUGGAUUUAUUGGCCUGUCGAGAAAAUAAUGUGGAUUUAUCAGACUGUCGGGAAAAUAAUGUGGAUUUGUCGCUGUCGAGCACCAAAUCUCCAUUUGCAUCUAGCCAAAGCGAUGAUAGGCGAUUUUAUGGCCGGAAGGACUCGUAUUUUAGCAAUACCAAUUUUUUUGGUCAAAUUGGUGAUUUUUCGUCGCGAAAAUAAAAAAAAUCCGUGCAGGGGCCAAAAUUAUAGCGAAAAAGUACCUCUCUAACGGCCGACUCUCCUCAUUUUGCGUGAUCUCUCUAAGAAGCUUUAUUUCGGCCCUAUCAUUGGGAAUUUUGGCCAGAAAAAAUUUUUUUUUUGCAGAAGUCUAAUGGCUCUGAAUUUAGAGCGCAAUGCCAAUUUUUGGGUUAAAAAAAAAUUAUUUUUCAAAAAUUGAAACAAAAACUUUUUUUUGACUUUGCUUUUUCAAAAAUCUUUAAAAAAUGAUUUUCCCGUUUUUUACAGCGAGUAAAACUCUACGACCAUGACACCUUUACCAUGGACGACUUGAUUGCCAAGGGCAAGACCGGCGCCGACGGAACCUUCCAUUUGAGUGGGACUGCCAAUGAAAUCACCAGAAUCACCCCCAAACUCAAUGUGUAAGUAAUUUUACUGAACAUAAAUAAAAAAAAUAAAAAAAAAACUAUCAAAAAUACAAAAUUCGAGACAUUUUUAUGUAAUAAUUUUAUACGUUUUAGCUACCACAAAUGCGGAAAGUUGAUCCCAAUCUGCGACAUCAAGUUCUCGAUUGGAAUCCCGAAGAGCGCCAUCACGCGCGGCUCCACGGCGGCGCAUGAGCACGACGUGGGCACCUUCAAUUUGGAGAACAAAUUCCCCGGACAAGGGACUGACUGCCUCAACUGA
Messenger RNA from Bursaphelenchus xylophilus (pine wood nematode), 1265 nucleotides. Lineage: Eukaryota; Metazoa; Nematoda; Chromadorea; Rhabditida; Aphelenchoididae. The record is from the annotation of a GenBank genome assembly.